CUCAAGACUCGUCCUGGUGACCCUCAACAACGAAAGCAUACACCUUUGAUCAACCAAAGCAAGCGAAAGAAAAAAAAUGGCGAGUUCGUCGAAGACGGUCCAAACGAUUGUCACUCUGACUCUAUUUGGCACAUUUGGGCUAUUACAUCUACUACACCUAAUCUCGCAUGGGAUCCGACUGACGACCUCGGUGAUCCGGAAGAUCAUCGACGAGAUGGACGAGGUGUUGAUCGGCCUCCGGGUCCGGCGUCGGGAUGUGCGUCAAGACCUACGAGCGAUCAAGAAGACCCCGGCCCAUCUGGCCAUCAUCUGGACCCCCAUCAACUACCAGCUCCAUCGCUUCUUCUCCUUCAAUCAUGCUAUCGCCUUCUCAAGGACCCCUCGUCUUCAGAGACUCCAAAUUCAGCAGAAACUUGAACUCCUCGCUAUGCGCCAAAACUUCGCUAAAAUCCUGCUUUGGUCCAUGGAGGCUGGGAUCAAAGAAAUCACGUUCUAUGACGAACGCGGAUUGAUGAAGUCACAUAAGAUUGAAUUGAUCGAAUAUCUAGCGAGUUUGCCGGCGUUUAUCGAAGGAAACGAGCACAUAUCGUGGGCGUCGAUCGAGCCCAAGCUGACGGACGAAGUGCAAAUCCUAUCGAAAUUCGAGAUCGCUUAUCGACUGAUCCCCAAAGCCUCCUCCUCCUCCUCAUCUAAAACUCAAGCUAAAGCCAACAAUUUAAUGACUGCUAGCUCCUCACUCCUCAAUAAUAAUCCUAAUCAUUCUAAUUUGAUUACUAUUAAUCUCAUCGAUCGCCAUCAGGGCCAUGAACAUCUCGUCAAAGUCACCAAGGCCCUCGUCGAAAUCGUGACCCUUAAUAAACAAACUAAACUCAAUUUGGACGAUCUUAAUGUGCAAUCUAUCGGCAAAAAAAUCUGCUCUACCUCGAUCGGGUUGCCUGAUUUGCUCUUGGUUCUGGGCGGACGAUCGUUACGGUUUAGAGGCUUUCCUCCUUGGCAAUUAACACUAACCGAAAUCUAUCAUGCAAGAUCUUAUGGUAUCUUGCCUUACAAAAUUAGAUACACCGAAUAUCUCGAAGCCUUGCAAGUCUUUGGUAAUUGUCAACAACGAGUCGGCACGUGAAUCAACCCCUCCCCCAACAAACCAAAAAAAAAACAAAAAACAUCUUCAAUUUGUGUGACUGAGAUUCUUGAUUUGUCAAUCAAGAUCCGGCACUCCUUUCAAGUAGAAUCUAGAUGAGAUAAAUCAACAAUAGACACAUAGACU
This is a messenger RNA of Puccinia graminis f. sp. tritici CRL 75-36-700-3, 1264 nucleotides long. RefSeq lists its product as uncharacterized. Gene Ontology annotation, molecular function: ditrans,polycis-polyprenyl diphosphate synthase [(2E,6E)-farnesyl diphosphate specific] activity. Gene Ontology annotation, cellular component: dehydrodolichyl diphosphate synthase complex; endoplasmic reticulum membrane. The coding region runs from base 77 to 1120 and encodes 347 amino acids. The transcript has 5 exons. The record is from RefSeq and is a predicted model, not a curated record. NCBI's taxonomy places the organism in Eukaryota, Fungi, Basidiomycota, Pucciniomycetes, Pucciniales, Pucciniaceae.